UGCGGGAGGCGGAGCGCUCAGCUGUGAUUCUGACGCUGCUGAUGAGAGGGUACACGUCGUGUUGUCUUCGCCCUGCUUGUGUUUCUGCCGCUGCAGCCGCUCUCUUCUCCAUGUUCGCUUCACUCAGCGGCUCUGACACCGAGUGCACCGCCUAUGCUGAAGGAUUUAAUGCGUCCAACGCGCUGGAAUAACUCUCUUGCUCCGUUUGUUCACACGUUUUGGCUCGAUUUUUCUCCCCUGCUUGGUGAUUUCAUACUAACAGUUCCACAUUAAGGACAGAAACACGGACACGCGUCACGAUGCCGCUGACUUCAAGUUUGGCGAGUAAAAACUACGAUUACGAGUACGACUCCCUGCAGCCGUAUUUCUACUAUGACAACGAGGAGGAGGAUUUUUACCCUCAGCAGCAUCAACCUCCGGCUCCGAGUGAAGACAUCUGGAAGAAGUUCGAGCUGCUGCCGACGCCUCCUCUGUCCCCGAGCCGCCGGCCGUCCCUCUCCAGCCUCUUCCCGUCCACGGCGGAUCAGCUGGAGAUGGUGACCGAGUUCCUGGGCGACGACGCGGUGAACCAGAGCAUCAUCUGCGACGCCGACUACUCGCAGACCUUUCUCAAGUCCAUCAUCAUCCAGGACUGCAUGUGGAGCGGCUUCUCCGCCGCGGCUAAGCUGGAGAAGGUUGUGUCGGAGCGGCUCGCCUCCCUGCACGCAGCCAGGAAGGAGACGACGUCGUCGUCGUCGCCGCCAGCGUCCUCAGCCGCCGCCGCUGUUGUCUGUGACAGCCCGGACGCGAGCCGUGCAGCGGCUGCAGCUGUGUGGAGGCUGAACAGCAGCUACCUGCAGGACCUGAACACGUCCGCCUCGGAGUGCAUCGAUCCAUCUGUGGUUUUCCCCUAUCCCAUCGCAGAGACGCCCAAGCAGAGCGCAGCAGCGACGCCGCCGAGUAAAGACCUGGGUCUGGACACGCCGCCCAACAGCAGCAGCAGCAGCUGUAGUGACUCAGAAGAUGAAGAUGGAGAUGAUGAUGAGGAGGAGGAAGAAGAAGAAGAAGAAGAAGAGGAGGAGCAGGAGGAAGAAGAGGAGGAGAUCGAUGUGGUAACGGUGGAGAAGAGGCAGGCGGUGAAGCGGUGCGACCCCAGCCCGCAGGAGACCAGGCAUCCCAGCCCGCUCGUGCUGAAGAGGUGCCACGUCUCCACCCACCAGCACAACUACGCCGCCCACCCGUCCAUGAGGCACGACCAGCCGGCUGUCAAGAGGCUGAAGCUGGAGAGCAGCAGUGGAGGUGGAAGUGUUGGUGGCCACAGCAGGGUCCUCAAACAGAUCAGCAGCAACCGCAAGUGUCUGAGCCCGCGGACGUCCGACACGGAGGACUACGACAAGAGAAGGACUCAUAACGUACUGGAGCGCCAGCGGAGGAACGAGCUCAAGCUGAGCUUUUUCGCCCUGAGGGACGAGAUCCCCGAAGUUGCCAACAACGAGAAGGCGGCCAAAGUGGUGAUCCUGAAGAAGGCGACAGAGUGCAUCUACAGCAUGCAGUCUGACGAACACAAACUGGUCACACUCAAAGAGCAGCUGAGGAGGAAAAGUGAACUUUUAAAGCAGAGACUGUCACAGCUGCAGAGCUCUCGCGCUUAAAAACGUUUGAAUCAGACUUUGUUUUUGUGGCAUUUUUUUGUUUUUUAUGCAAGUUCAAAAACUUGAGGUGUACAGUUGUUGUUGUUGUUGUUGUUGCAUGCAAAUGCAAAAGCGGAUUAAGUUGUUUGGAAUCUCAUUUGAUUUCAAUGUUAAAACUGCCUCAGUAGAAGUUAAGGGUGGAUUAAAUAUUUAAAAGUUUAUUUUUAUUAAUAAAAUAUUAAAACGACAAAAAAAUUGGGCCGUCCUUGUUGGAGGUCCAAGCUAAAAUAUAAAUUUUUAUGUUUUGUAUAUAAUUAAUAUUUCCUAAGAAAAUGUAUUUUUGGAUCUCAAUUGUCUGGAUGUUCAGACCCAGUGUUUGUUUUUUUCCAUUAUGUUCAUAGAUUCUUUU
Molecule: messenger RNA, 2019 nt
Organism: Solea senegalensis (Senegalese sole)
Lineage: Eukaryota; Metazoa; Chordata; Actinopteri; Pleuronectiformes; Soleidae
Gene: myca
Product: MYC proto-oncogene, bHLH transcription factor a
Exons: 3
Coding region: 300-1631 (443 amino acids)
Biological process (GO): positive regulation of cell population proliferation; regulation of transcription by RNA polymerase II
Molecular function (GO): RNA polymerase II cis-regulatory region sequence-specific DNA binding; protein dimerization activity; DNA-binding transcription factor activity, RNA polymerase II-specific
Source: RefSeq, a predicted model, not a curated record